GUCAGGAAAAAAACCGAAAAACACUUUGUAGAACGAGGCUGCGUUUAACCGGCAUUUUCCUUGUCGAUCAUUGUUCAGAUUGUCUCGGAUUAACUUGCUAGUUCCGUGUUGGUUUAUUUCCACUUUAAUCCACCAGUAAGUACCAGUGAUCUACGGUAUACUAAAAAUGGCCACGAUUGCCAAAAAGGUGAAAAAAUCGGAUGACGCGUUAGAGGACGAAUCGGAAGCGUUGGAGGCAAUCGACAGCUGUCAAAAUGAAAUCGAUGCGCUAAAUGAAAAGGCAAGCGAGGAAAUUCUCAAAGUGGAGCAAAAGUAUAAUACGUUGAGAAAGCCGUACUUCCAAAAGCGGAAUGAAAUCAUCAAACGUAUUCCCAGUUUCUGGGUUACGGCCAUAGUAAACCAUCCGCAAAUAUCCGGCAUCCUCGAGGAGGAGGAAGAGGAAUGCCUGCAGUUCAUGGAGAAACUGGAGGUAGAAGAGUUUGAGGACAUCAAGAGUGGCUAUCGCAUUCAUUUUUACUUCGACGCGAAUCCUUAUUUCGAGAACAAGAUGUUGACAAAGGAAUUCAAUUUGGGGUCCAGCGGUGGUAAAGAAACUCCAGUCUCGACCAGUACAGCAAUCAAGUGGAAACCGGACCGUGAUCUGACUAAGAUGUUGCCGAAAAAGGCUUUGGCAAAUCGACGAAAGCGCGGUCUGGAAUAUCGAACUUUCUUCGACUGGUUCACGGAUAACAAUGAUCCGAUCAACGACGAUAUUGCAGAGCUGAUCAAAGACGAUUUGUGGCCAAACCCACUGCAGUACUAUUUGGUGCCGGACAUCGAGGUCGAACCGGAAGCUGAAGAGGAUGGCGGCGAGGAAGAGUUUGGCGAUGAAGGAGGUGAAGAAGAAGAGGAAGACGAACUCGACGAGGAGGAAGAGGAAGCCUAAGCUUCCAGUGUCCGGUCGAUGCCAAGACAGCAAAAUUGAUGUAUCAUGUUUUUCUAAUGUCCCCUGUAGCAUAUGUUUGUGGACAAAGUAAGUAACGCUAAGACCUGGCGCGGUGCGGUUGAGUUGUGCGUUUGAAAUGCUACCUAAUCUUAAGUUCGUUAAUCAGUCACAAAAGUAGCUAUUAACAUUCUUGAUUUAACAAAAAAAAGUUUAUUGCUCGAACAUGAAUCUGUAAUGAUAAUUAUACAUGAAGGGCUCCACAUUUUACAUAGAACAAUAGUUAAAUGUAUCUAUUACAUUCAUCAAAACUCAUGACUGCGGUUGGUAAACUAAUUGGAGACAAAAUAUAAUCAGAUUAAAUUUUCAGUUAUUUCUCAGAUGUAAAUGAUUUAAAAUCUAAAUUAAAGAAUGCACUAAGACGUAGUUGAACUAUCGUAUAAUAAAGUACA
Sabethes cyaneus is the source of this 1374-nucleotide messenger RNA. It is a transcript of the gene Set, whose product is annotated as protein SET. The coding region runs from base 167 to 925 and encodes 252 amino acids. NCBI's taxonomy places the organism in Eukaryota, Metazoa, Arthropoda, Insecta, Diptera, Culicidae. Gene Ontology annotation, biological process: nucleosome assembly. The transcript has 2 exons. Gene Ontology annotation, molecular function: chromatin binding; histone binding. Gene Ontology annotation, cellular component: nucleus; chromatin. The record is from RefSeq and is a predicted model, not a curated record.